Molecule: messenger RNA, 1116 nt
Organism: Micromonas commoda
Lineage: Eukaryota; Viridiplantae; Chlorophyta; Mamiellophyceae; Mamiellales; Mamiellaceae
Exons: 1
Coding region: 1-1116 (371 amino acids)
Biological process (GO): rRNA processing
Molecular function (GO): metalloendopeptidase activity
Source: RefSeq, a predicted model, not a curated record
AUGUCGCGCGUCGAGGACGAGCUCUUGGGUUUGCUCUCGGAUUUGGACGGUACCGAAAAGCGAGCCGGGCUGGUGGGCUCAAGCCUGAGCGGCGCGAGAAGGCCUGGCGGGAAGGGCGAGAGUUCGGACGCGCGGGGAAUCGAACCCGGGUCCUCGGAACCGCGUUCGAGCGACCCGACCGUCGCGACUGUCGCGAGGUCCGCCAACGCGUACGGCGCCGGCGCCGGCGGGUCGGGCUCGCGCAAGGCGGAUUGCCUCGUCCUCGACCUCGACGGCACCCUGCUCAACCGCGAGUGCGUCAUCACCCCGAGGACGGCGGAGGCGCUGAGGGAGUGCGCCGCCGCGGGAGUCGUCGUUUUUAUCGCCACGGGUAAGGCGAGGCCGGCGGCUAUUCGCGCCGCCGCCACCGCGGGCCUCGACGGCGACGACGGCGUCGUCUCCAGAAAGUCCCCGGGCGUGUUCAUCCAGGGACUGGACGUGUACGGUCGCGAGGGCGAUCCCAUCUACAAGGCUGAGAUGCCACACGACGUGGUGCGCGAGGCGUUCGGGCUCGUGUACGGGCAGGGUCUGUCGACGAAGGUUGCGCUGACGGCUUUUUGCGGCGACGAGUGCGCCACCCUCGCGUCGCAUCCGCUGCUCGAUGAGCUCAGCUCGUUGUACCACGAGCCCAAAUCGGUGGCCUGGGACGACGUCGAUCAGCUGGUUCACGCCGCGAACGCCGCGUUCGGCGGGAACGCCACCGCGAGCGGCGUGCAGAAGCUCCUGUUGAUGGCGGAGACGGCGGAGGAGAUCGACGACGCUCGGCCGCGAUGGGAGGCGCUGUUCGGGUCUCGGGCCGAGGUGACGCAGGCGGUGCCCAACAUGCUCGAGAUCCUCCCGCUCGGCAACGACAAGGCGAGGGGGGUGCGGACGCUGCUGACGCACCUCGACGUGGACGUGUCGAGGGUCGUCGCCGUGGGGGACGGCGAGAACGACCUCGGGAUGUUGAGGCUGGUGGGCCGCGGCGUCGCCAUGGGUAACGCGGGGGCAAAGGUCAAGGCGGCGGCGAGGGAGACGCUGGCGGCGACGAACGACGAGGACGGCGUGGCGGAGGCGAUCCAGAGGUUCGUGCUGUGA